AGUUUGGAUCUGGAGUUGGUGACGAUGGCAUCGUGACGGGUGUUUCUCUAGUUACCAAUAACCUGUGUCAAAAAUCGAGUGUGGGUGAGCUGAAAAAGUGAUUGACAUGUCAAAAUGGGGUUGCCUUCAUUGUGCCAGUUGACAGGAGUCAGAUCGCCAAAAAGGCAUGGCUGAUAAAAAGCUUGACGAGCUCAUUCAUUGUUAGAAAUCGAAGGUUUUGAAUUAGUUGCCUUCAUAUACCGGCUUUUGUGUAUUCGAUCUAACUGACUAAAAUCUAUCUAUGUAUAGAAAACGUAUCAGUCGCUAGCAAGUUUCCACAGUGUGACUGACUGCACUUUGUUCAAGUGAAGAAGAAUCUCCGCACAUUCCCGUAUACUGCUUGAGCGAGUGAAAUUGAAUGGGAAAAAUCCUUUGGAAUCUCGAAGAUCAGUGUUUUUGCCCGCCAAUCCACACCAGCUACCGCUUAAUAUCAGCCAGCAAACCUAACUGACCGAGCCUGUCGUGUGGGCUAUAGAAAUGCAUUUGUAUUACACUUGAGGGCAAUUCAACAUGGAGAUAUUCUCGGCCUUCAAAGGGCUGAGUCUAAAGAGCUCUAGAUCUCAGCAAAAUGGUUUCGAUUCUUGUCAAUCAGAUUCGAAACCGCCCAGGCCACCCAAGAGCAAGAAGAAGGCACUCAAGAGGGAUAGCAAACCGCCGACAUCUGGUCGGGAAUCGCGGGCCCGUUCUCAUGGGUUGAGCUCGAGAGAAAGUAGUCGAGCGGGAUCGCCCGUGUCCAUUCGCUCGACCUUGUCCUUGAACAUUGGCACAAGAUGGGCGGAAUUUCGCGGGAGGCGUUCCUCGAGCCCUGCUGGCUCCGAGAUGAGUGUGGGAAGUCAGAGUGUGGUGACCUCACCCAAUUCUAAAGUGACCUCGCCGGAGUCAUUGUCUAGUUAUAGAGUGGUGGACAGUGUCGGGCCGUUGUCACAGAGGCACAUGAGUCUUCGACGAUCCAUGCGGGACACUCAUAGCCCCUCGUGGAGCUCGGCCGGAUCCUCAAUUCGAUGGAGCAGCGGACGGUUCCCGAGCCAUCGUCUUCCCUCUCAAAGGAGACCCAAUUCAACUCAGUUUUUCAGCGAAAGUAAUGCCGCCACCACAAUCUUAAGUGCAUGCAAGUUUCCUGUGGACCAGUUCCGACCGGAUUUGUAUUUGGACCCCAAUCAAGGUAUGUCAACUUCUGACAACUCUAUAGCUUCUUCCACCACUAGCUCGUCCAAACAAGGAUCCCUUGGCACCUUGGGUCGAAAAAGUAGCCGAUCGGGCACGCCAUUGCAUCGGAUAUAUUUGAGCGCGGUUCGUCGGUUGAUGUCCAGCGAAUCCCCCUCCAGAUCCAAUGGUCACCAUCCAAUCCGAGGUUCCGGACCCCAAGAGCUCUGCCCGAGUUGCCAGAUGCCUUUCGAUAAGGGUAAAAAGCGAAGAUUGGUCGAUACCUGUGGACACCAGAGGUGCUAUUCGUGCAUGUUCAAGCGACAAGAGUGUCCAGUCUGCUUCGGUCAAGGCUCCAGCCCGGCAAAAUUACAGAAAUCUGGAUCUGGAAGUCGUCUUCUAGGUGCUAAUCAUCCGGAUUUCUAUCCAAACAGUCCCUCUUUGUCGAUAGCUUCAUCUAACAAUCGUUUUGGUGCGGGUUCUUCAGGUGGAUUUGGCAACUCCCGCAGCCGAACCCAAAGUCCCUCCCUCCACGGGCCCGUUCCCAAUCGGCAUCAAAAUGGCAUUCAAAGUAACCUGACCAUUCACGGCGAUCAUUCAGGCGGCAUAGGAGUCAAUCGUCGAUUUGUUCCGAGUCCAAAACUCUUUCGCUCUCCUUGGCUCCAGCACCAACGAAGAUCUCACCUACUCAGCGACGGAAAAGACGUUGUUAAUGGAAAUGGUAAACCAUCAGGUUCUGGAGCUGUGUCAUCCCUCCCACUCUCACCGUUGGAUUCGAGACGCUCUGCCUCCGGGAAAGGUUGCAAUUCGAUUGAGCCGAGUUCGCAUAGUCGAGAGUCCGGCUUUCAAUCCGCCACCUCGCUGACGAGUCUGGAGAAAGUUGGCCAUGAGCACAGUCCGGUGAGCACCUUGGACGGAUUGGAGACCGGAGGCAACGAUGGAGCCAUGAUGAUGCGGGAAGGAGGACCCAUGGGGGUUCCCGUGGGGGGUAGUCAAUUGUCAGCUGACAGCAUGGUGUCACUCAUCUCCGGUUUGAGUGAUUCAGCCUCGAAUCCUCUGGGUUCCCGACGCCACUCUCUGACUACUUUAAAGCAGCAAAACGGAGAAGAUGGGGGAAGUCGCAGGUCAGUGGUCAGGCGGUCAGCUCGAUUUUCCCACCAAAAUCGACAUCAGCCCACUCAUUCACUGAUUAGCGAAGAACUGCGAAGCGUCACCGAGGACGCUCCCCUUCCGCAAUUGCGACAGUUAUAUUGGACUCUGAAGCCGUUAUUCUUCGAAGUGCCGAGCUCCGAGGCUGUACCCAUUUUCACGGGUCGGCAUUGGCUCUAUCGAGAGAUCGUCGACCAUAUCACCUCCGACCUCCCCACCAACCGAGGAGUAGUGAUCACGGGUCAUCCUGGUACGGGCAAGACCUCUGUCAUCCUUCAACUUGUUGAGCAUAGCUGUUUUGGCCGUGAAGAGGGGAAUGUCCAAGAUGAUCCCAACCGUUUCGACCAAAUCAGCAUGAUCGAGUCGAUUUAUGGCCAGUCCCAACUGAGCACCAACCUUGGACAGCCCCACUCUCAGCCCAAGAGCAUGAAACUGUUAGCCUCUCAGAUUGUGGCGUACCACUUCUGUCAAUCUGACAAUGCACCCACGUGUUUGGUGGCGGAAUUCAUUCACUCACUCGCCGCCCAAAUGUCGCAAGCCCCGCAACUCACGCCCUAUUACCAAUUAGUUAACUCUGAUCCGAACCUUCAAAACAUCUUGUCUCUCCCCGGAUGUGUGUCUGACCCCAGUGGAUCAUUUGUCCAAGGCAUCAUGGAGCCUUUGCAUGCUCUUCGACGACUAGGUCGACUCAGUUCGGACACGUGCCUUAUUGUCAUCGAUGGCCUCUGUGACGCAGAGAUACAUCGGCCCGACCACGGUCACACUCUCGCCUCGUUCUUGAGCAAGCAUCUUGAGCACUUCCCGGAUUGGCUCAAGAUUGUGUGCACGGUGAGAACGGGGAUGCAGGAUAUCACCAAGUCCUUACCUUUUCAGCGGAUCUCCUUGGACAAAACGGAUGUGGACGAACGUCUUAAUAAGGAUAUGACCGAUUACAUUUCAUUGCGGAUCUCGCGUAGUGCCUCUAUUCAAACCAACAUAACACCCAUCUCGGCCAAAUUGGAGGGCACGCCCCAGGAGCGCAUCACUCUGUUUCUAGUCCAAGUGGCUCACGGCUGCUUCCUUUACGUCAAAAUGGUGUUGGAACUCAUUGAACGAGGCCAUUUGGUCAUCAAAUCCUCGAGUUUCAAUGUUCUACCGUUGUCAUUGUCUGAAAUAUUUUUGUUGGAAUUCAAUCUCAAAUUCUCCAGUCUGAGAUCAUUCGAGAAAGUCCAGGAUAUCUUGGCCACAGCUUUAGCCUCAUUGGUGCCUUUGACCCCACAGGACCUGUAUAAUUCGGUGAACGCCCUCCAUUGCUCGUCAAGUAUUCAAUGGGGCGAGUUCCUCAUGCGGUUCUCGUCCCUGGCUACUUUCUUGCUGCGUCGAGCAGAUGACACUGUCAUGUUCUUUCAUCCCACCUUCAAGGAUUGGCUUAUUAAACGUCGGGAGUUUGACCCCAAGAAGUUCCUCGUGGAUCCUCGAAUGGGUCACGCGGCAAUCGCAUUCCGAAUGUGCAGGGGUGACACCUCCUUAGGUCCGGACAAGACCCUGGAGUUGGGCCAUCAUAUUCUCAAGGCCCAUAUUUACAAAGACAAACGAGAAGAAGUUGAUAUCCCUCCUAGGGACUUACAAGCCAUGUGGGUGGCCAUGACAACGGAGGACGUAUCAAUCGCCUUGGGAGCAGUGAGGAACGUGUCGAGUCCCAAUGUCAAGGUAUCCCGUCUCUUACUACUCGCUGGUGCGUCUCCCGAUCAUAUUUCGGAUUACCUAACCAACGCUCCUCUCGUGAGCGUGUUUGCCAACCAGGGCUACUUGGACAUGGUGGCUUUACUCAUCGAGUUCGGGGCCGAUAUCAAUGCAAUCAACUCCAAUGGCAUGACAGCCUUAAUGUUUGCGGCCAAGCAAGGCCACUUGGACAUUGUCAGACUUCUGUUCCAACAUGGAGCCGUCAUCAAUCUCAUCGACAAGACUGAGAUGAGCGCGUUAGUCUUUGCGGCCAAAUCCGGUCACUUGAACACCAUUAGCUUUUUGGUGUCUUGCGAUUGGGUCACCGACUCAGUGAACGACCUGGGUCUGGCUGAGGCUGCCCAACAAGCCAUGGUGAUUUCAGCAGAGAAAGGGCAUGAACAAGUCCUGGAGUUCCUCUUGGACAUGGCGGAAGUGAAGAUUAAUCAUUCAGACACACUUACGGGCAAUACCGCGCUCUGUGCGGCUGCCAGUUGUGGACAACGACGAUGUGUAGAGAUACUCUUGAGACGUGGAGCCAAAGUGGCACUUUCCAAUCUCAAAGAGUCGUCGCCACUUCAUUUGGCCAUAGGAGGCGGACAUUGGGAAGUGACGGAACUUCUCCUCAAAGAAGGUGCUAAUCUGGAACAAGCAGACUCUCUGGGACGUACCCCAUUAAUGAUCAGUGCCUUGGAAGGACACACAGGUUUGUUAGAACUCCUCAUCUCUAAACACGCCCUAAUCGAGGCCCACGACAAUGACGGUCUAAGCGCUCUCGGCUGGGCUUGUCUUAAAGCCCGAACUCAAGCCGUGGUCUCGUUAUUGGAUCAAGGAGCGGAUGUGAACCAUGCCGACAAAACAGGAAGAACGCCUCUUGAUUUAGCCGCUUACAAAGGUGAGCCUGAAGUUGUGCAACUUCUUCUGGAUCGAGGCGGAGUCAUGGAGCACGUUGACAUUCACGGAAUGCGCCCCUUAGAUCGGGCUAUUUCGGCAGGGCACAAACCGGUGGUUGAGUGUUUCCUGAAAAAAGGCGCCAAACUUGGACCGGCAACGUGGUCGCUUGCAGCUAACAAACAAGACAUUUUGAUGAUUUUGUUGAACAAGUUGCUGGAGGAUGGUAACACUCUAUACCGCAAGAAUCGGUUUGACGAGGCCGCCCAUCGUUACCAAUACGCUUUGCGUCGCUUACCUACCCAGUCCAAAGCCGAUACUCUGCAAACAUUCGACCAACUCAAAAUCCACUUACUUUUGAACUUGAGUCGAUGCAAACGGAAAAUGGGCGACUUCCCCGAUGCUAUUCAAAAGGCCACGGACGUGAUUCUAUUUCGUCCCAAUUGCUUAGAAGCUUACCAAGCACGAGCACGUGCUUAUCGAGAAAACGAGGAGUACGAAGAGGCCAUCACGGAUUUGACCGAAGCCCUGAAGAUCUCGCCGCAAAAUCGAGAAAUUCACAAGUUCAUCAUCAAAGUCAAAGAAGAGUUGAAAGAAAAUCAAAAGGAGAAGAACAACAAUCUGAAUCGACCGCAAUAUCCCAUUGGUAUGGAUCAAAAAGAUGGAAUUAAAUUCGUGGACGACAGCUCGUCCGUGACCACCAAUAACGAAUAGACUCUCCUCGAUGCUUGUACAUUUCACAUUCCGUGUCCUCUUCACUCCAUCGUGUUGUGCCACUGUUUUCUUUGUAUCAUCCUUACAAACGGUCUCCGUGUCCGUGUCAUUGGCAGAUGGCAAAAUUUUGAACAUUAUUAUUAGUAUCAUUAUCGUAUAUAAUUACUGUUAUUCUUCUCUCGUGCCCGAAUGCGGCUGUGAAUGUACUAUAAACAAUGAUCUUCGAGUUCGGAGAAGUCUGAUAGAAAACCCCAUCGAGUUAUACCAUGUUUUCCCGAAAUAUAUCAAAAUCAAUGUGCCCAA
Molecule: messenger RNA, 5940 nt
Organism: Tigriopus californicus
Lineage: Eukaryota; Metazoa; Arthropoda; Copepoda; Harpacticoida; Harpacticidae
Gene: rols
Product: protein TANC2-like
Exons: 9
Coding region: 550-5637 (1695 amino acids)
Molecular function (GO): protein binding
Source: RefSeq, a predicted model, not a curated record